AUCUCAUCCCAUCAGUUCAUCUUCAGGCACAAGAUUACGUGAAUGAAAGCGCACGUUGUGUCUCGGACUUCCCGCCAACCUACUUCAUCAGGCAUUUCCGCCCUCGCUCGAAACAAUUACAUGCAACAAUACCUACCCUGAAUCACCACAGCGGCCAAUUACUGCGAAAUCGCCGCCAGGAACCUCAAACGUACAAAGCAGCAAUCGGUUCGCCUUCCAACUUCCCGACGACCAAGAGCGUCAAAAGCUCACUCAGGUCUACGAAGAACAGGCGGAGCACAGCUGAGAGCUUGUAGCCGCAAUGGCUGAGCCAAGUACUCCCGACCAAGGUCCCGAUCAUGCUCCGCCAACACUUCCUCCAGGAUGGAUCGCGCAAUGGGAUGCCAGAUCAAGAAAGUACUACUACGUUCAAAUCAGCACCGGACAAAGUACCUGGGAGACACCGACAAUGGCUGCCCCAGAGGUACCGACACCUGGCAGCACGCCUGCCCAAGGGAACCCAUAUGCAGCACCCGACGAAGGCACAAGGGGCAUGGGCGGACAAGAGAGUGACAGGAGCUUAGGCAGUUCCCUGCUGAACAGUGUCAUCGGCGGUAAUAAGCAGAGCUCAGGCGGUUUGAGUGGCAUGGUAGGGUCAGUACUGGGCGGAGGCUCGUCACAAGGACAUUCCAGCUCUGGGGGCGGCCUAGGCGGCAUGGCUCAAUCAUUCCUCGGUGGUGGAAAGCCCAGUCAGCAGCAUGGAGGCUCGGGAGGAGGACUGGGCGGCGUUGCUGCUUCGUUCCUUGGAGGAGGUAGCUCUGCCUCGCACAGCGGACAAAGUGCGCAGCACGGCUCAUCUGGGCACCAGAGCGGAGGUUUGGGAGGCAUGCUCAGUGGAGUCCUCGGCGGAAACAAACCCAGCCACGGCAGCGGAUCUAACCCGUAUGGCUACUCUCACAAUCAGUCAAGCGGUGGCACCUAUCAAGGACAAGCACCACCCGCAUCAUACCAGCCAGGUGGACAGAGCGGCUACCAACCCCAGGGCGGCAGUUACAAUCCUCCGGGCCAGCAGCAGGGCCAACAGCAGAGCCAGCAGCAGAGCUACGGACACGACCAGUCGCAGUAUGGACAACAAUCACAUUAUGGGCAACAACAGCACCACUCUGGUCCCCCGUCGAACUACAACAGUGGACCACCCAGUCAACAACAUACCCCUAACAACCAAUACGGCGGUGGUCAUGGCUAUGGCCAACAAGGCUAUCCUCCGCCACCUCCAGGACCACCGAGCGGAUAUGGCAAUCAAGGCGGCUAUGCCCCUCAGCAACCAUACGGCGGUGGGGUGCAAGGUCAAGGUGGAUAUCAAGCAUACGGGUCGCAGGGUGGUGACUAUGGAGGUCAACAAGGCAAUUAUGGCGGUUAUUCACAGCCACCGAACCCGCAAUGGAGGUAGUCUUUGGAGUGCUGCGCGAUGGUAGUCGUACUUUGUAUCUCAAGAUAGCCUGCGAAGAGUGCGUGCACUUGUGACUUUCCGCUCCGAAGUGCGCGUUGAGACAG
Sphaerulina musiva SO2202 is the source of this 1533-nucleotide messenger RNA. RefSeq lists its product as uncharacterized. The record is from RefSeq and is a predicted model, not a curated record. Lineage: Eukaryota; Fungi; Ascomycota; Dothideomycetes; Mycosphaerellales; Mycosphaerellaceae. Gene Ontology annotation, molecular function: protein binding. The transcript is spliced from 4 exons. The coding region runs from base 302 to 1429 and encodes 375 amino acids.